Pectinophora gossypiella (pink bollworm) is the source of this 1401-nucleotide messenger RNA. Its product is annotated as craniofacial development protein 2-like. Lineage: Eukaryota; Metazoa; Arthropoda; Insecta; Lepidoptera; Gelechiidae. Gene Ontology annotation, molecular function: catalytic activity. Gene Ontology annotation, cellular component: nucleus. The coding region runs from base 1 to 1401 and encodes 466 amino acids. Gene Ontology annotation, biological process: chromatin remodeling. The transcript has a single exon. The record is from RefSeq and is a predicted model, not a curated record.
AUGAUACACAAAGAUAAAAGAAUGAGUAAGUCAAAUGCUAGGGCGUCCCCCUUAAGCGACGUGGAUGCAAUGGAAGCCAGGAAUACGAGUCAUGCUAGGGCGUACCCCAGAAGCGACGGCCAUGACAAGAACCAACGUUCGCACCCAAAAGUUUUUGACAAACUCAGACUUGCAACAUGGAAUCUCGGCACAUUGACUGGGCGCAGCAGAGAACUAAGUGAAAUCCUGAAGACUAGACUAAUUAACGCCUGCUGCAUACAGGAAACGAAGUGGAAGGGGUCAAAGUCUAGGGAUAUAGGCAAUGGAUUCCAGCUAAUAUACCACGGAGUCGAUACCAAGAGAAACGGAGUAGGUAUCGUACUAGACGAACACCUGAAGCAGAGAAUCAUCAAUGUAGACAGGAAGAGCGAUAGGCUAAUAGCCAUAAAACUAGCAAUGGAUGAUCAGCUACCAUUCAACAUUAUCUCAGCAUAUGCACCACAAACCGGCUGUUCCGAACAAGAGAAACUGGAUUUCUGGGAGGACUUCGACGAUGUUAUGCAAAGCAUACCCAUAUCAGAAUAUAUCCACAUUGGUGGAGACUUGAAUGGGCAUGUUGGAGAACAAAACACCCAGCACAGCGCUGCUCACGGAGGGUAUGGUUCUGGCGCCGCAAACCAACAGGGAGGUGACAUCUUAAACUUCGCAGUAAAGCACCAAUUAAAAAUUAUAAACACGUGCUUCCGAAAGAAACCAGAUCAUCUUAUUACCUAUAAAUGUUCUAACCACGAAACACAAAUCGACUUUAUCCUCGCCAGCGACAACAUCCGCAAGCUUUAUAAAGACUGCAAAGUGAUCCCAGGAAAUGCGCUCACAUCACAGCACAGGUUACUCGUCGCAAUUAUGUGUCUACCGAAGCGCAUACGUACAUACGUAGACAGAACAGAGAGCAUAAAGUGGAAGGAUCUACACACCUCUAAUGGACUACGGUUCUCUGAGUGGGUACACAACUAUGUGACUGAGGACAUUGAGACCGAAAAACCGGCAAACCAGAGGUGGUCUGACUUCGAGACCCUUUGUGUCGAGAAGGCUAAGGCGAUCAUGGGAAUAUCACGUGGCGCACUACGUCAGAAUAAGGACGCCGCUUGGUGGAAUGAAAGUGCUAAGGAUUUAAUAAAAGCAAAGCGAGAUGCAUUUAAGGUGUGGCAAAAAUCAAAACUAGAAGAAGACCGGCUAGAAUACAAGAGUCUAAAGAAGACUGCCAAAAUUGCAGUAGCACAAUCCAUGGCAAAAUCUAGACAGAGGCUCUAUGAAAAACUUGAAAAUGCAGAAAAUGAAAACUCGAUCUAUAAAAUAGCUCGCCAACGCCACAAGUCCACCCUUGAUAUUAAAUACCCAAGGUACACUUCUAACAGCAAAUAG